AUGUAUUAUUAUCAAGGGCUUUUAUCUGCUUGUAUCGCCCUGUCACUGGGGCUCUGCUCUUACGCUCGUCUCCUGACUGUGCCGACGACACCUUUCACUCCCACAGAAGGAACCUAUUCAUUACAUCAGCUAAAGAGCAUCACCAUAAGUUCUCAAUACGCCAAUACAGUAGAUAAUGCAGGCCAGACUUUGAUCCCACCAACAUUAUCCGAAUUUGGCGAGGUCUUUCGAGCCGAUCUUGAGUUAUCAUUAGGCUUCAAGUUGUCUCUUCUUCACGGAAACAAGCCCGAAACCAACUCGAUUUUCUUGACUAUCGAUAAUGAAACCACCUUUCAUGAUAUCGCCGGCCGUGCUACUUCUGAAGGGUACACUCUAACCGUGAACGAGAACGGUAUCAUUAUCUCCGGUGCCAGUCCCUUGGGUACUUGGUGGGGUACUCGAUCUCUAAUCCAAGAAGCUGUGCUCAACGACUUUGAGAUACCUCAUGGAUCCGGAACUGAUGCGCCUGGAUGGGCUACUCGUGGAGUUAUGCUCGAUGCUGGACGCCAUUACUACCCCCCUGACUUCCUUAUCGAAAUAUGCUCCUAUAUUUCCUUCUUUAAGCAGAACGUGUUUCACCUUCAUCUUAGCGAUAACCUCUACAACAACGUCGAUGAAUACUCCAGAGAAGAAUCCUUGGAGCUUUAUGCUGCGUUUCGGCUUCUAUCCGCAGACCCAACCGUGGAGGGUCUCAAUAAGCGCAUAAAUGAAUCCUAUACACGGUCUCAAUUCGAUAAUAUCCAAGAGCAGUGCGCGAAGCGCGGAGUGACGAUCAUCCCGGAGAUCGAAUCCCCAGGACACGCAUUGGUUAUCGUGCAAUGGAAGCCGGAUAUCGGUCUGGAGGAUCUCAGCAUGAUCAAUAUCACUCAGCCAGACUCUAUCCCUACUGUACAGACGAUCUGGAAGACUUUCCUUCCGUGGUUUCAUAGUAAGGUGGUUCAUAUCGGCGCAGACGAGUAUGAUAGUAGUCUGGUUGCGGACUAUACCAGGUUCGUCAAUUCAAUGCAUGGGUUCAUCAAGGAGGAAUCGUCCAAGGAUACGCGAAUCUGGGGUACUUUCACCCCGUCAGAGGGAUCGAAUGUCUCCCAGGAGGUAUCGAUCCAGCACUGGGAGUUCUUUGAAGAUAAUCCAUACUUCGACUACAUCAAGAACGGUUAUAACGUCCUCAACUCAGACGACGCAUUCUACGUCGUGGGGAAAUGGUCUGGGAGCUACCCCCAGAUACUCAACAAGACGCGAGUCUUCUAUGGUGACCCUGCCGGUGGACCAUACGCCCCGAACAUAUUCGACACCAAAAACGCAACCAACAAUCCACCCAGGAAUAAUCCUCAUGUCCUGGGACAAGUAGCAGCUUUAUGGAACGAUUACGGUCCCAACGCCACCACUGUCCUCGAAGCAUAUUAUUCCCUGAGGGACGUCCUGCCCGCUCUCGCAGAUAAGCAAUGGGGCGGCGACCUGCUUGAGCAAGAAUACGACCAGGUAUUCGACAAACUGCACGCCGCUAUCCCUGGACAGAACCUGGACCGUCGAAUCAAGUCCAAGUCCGAUCUCAUCCUGAACUACAACUUCAAAACCCCCUCUGCCAAGAUCCAAGACCUCUCCGGAAAUAACUAUAACGGGGUUUCUCACGGCUGCGCCGUCGAGGACUCCGCCAUCCGUUUCUCCGGCACUUGCUACCUCGAAACACCCCUUAGUAGUAAAGGUCGAAACUACACGCUCUCUUUCUCCGUUAAGCCGCUCUCCAACAAUCCGGGAACGUUGUUCUCAGGCCCAGACUCGACCCUCAUGAACGGCAACGGGUCCAUCACGAACGUAACCCUCAUCAGUGGCGGGAAUCCCUACUCCCUCAAUUACAGCCUCCCGCUCAACACCUGGACGGACGUCAGGUUGAUCGGACGCGGUAAUCAGACUUUUCUGAAUGUGAGCCCUUCCGCCAAGAACGAGUCGACGACGAGGAUGAUGGAAUUCCUCACUCGUCUAGGUGUCAAUGGUGAGAGUCUUGCCUGGGCCCCCAUUGCUAUUGAGGCGCCAUUGGCCAGGAUCGGCGAGGGAUUCGAAGGCCUGAUGAAGGAUAUUUCCCUUAGAGGGAGCGCGUGA
Paecilomyces variotii is the source of this 2136-nucleotide messenger RNA. RefSeq names its product beta-hexosaminidase. Gene Ontology annotation, molecular function: beta-N-acetylhexosaminidase activity. The record is from RefSeq and is a predicted model, not a curated record. Gene Ontology annotation, biological process: carbohydrate metabolic process. Lineage: Eukaryota; Fungi; Ascomycota; Eurotiomycetes; Eurotiales; Thermoascaceae. Bases 1 to 2136 code for a protein of 711 amino acids. The transcript is spliced from 3 exons.